Messenger RNA from Bemisia tabaci, 5838 nucleotides. The record is from RefSeq and is a predicted model, not a curated record. Lineage: Eukaryota; Metazoa; Arthropoda; Insecta; Hemiptera; Aleyrodidae.
CGCUUCUCCGCGCGGACCGGACCCUGUCGCCUUCCUCCCUCUCUCUUCGGUCUCGUCAUUUCGUCUCGUCAGUCGUUACGCUGCGUUCCUGGUCAGUGCUCGUGGACCUCUUAGCGCGUAAUCUCCGGCUCCCCGUGCGCCGCUCGCGUGCCGCCACUUUCUCUUCCCGCGUCAACAACAGGUGCGACCCGACCGCCGAGCCCGCCGCGCGCUUUGCCAAAAAUCCACCAUGCUCACGUAACCGCGACCCGUCGUCACCGCCCCUGUCCGCGCUUUUUAGCACCUCCGGGUGCAAUCUCCCAGAGUUUCGUCCUUUUUCGGGUGCCUGUGUCGGGGUAUCGAUUUUUGAACCCGUGACUUGUGUAUCGGCUUUGAUUUUUCGGGUUAUCUUCGUGAUUGCUGUCUGUGUCUGUCGAUUGUGAUUUUGUGUGUGUGACUGGGAUCGAGCCAAGGCGGAUUUAGGUGACAAAAAGGACGAUGGCGGCCGAUUACUUCUGGAGGCACGGGGAGUUCUGUGCCUCCCACCCAUGGGAGGUGAUUGUCGCUACCCUUACCUUGACCGCCUGCAUGUUAGCCGUCGACUCGAAACCCGUCCGACCGGCUAACAUCUCCGAGGAAAUGAAUGCCGCGGAUGUCAUCGUGAUGACAUUAAUUAGAGUUGUCGCGGUUCUGUACAGCUACUACCAGUUCAGAAACCUCCAGAAACUUGGCUCAAAAUAUAUUCUAGGUAUCACAGGCCUGUUCACAGUGGUCUCCAGCUUCAUGUUCAGCUCGAGUGUGAUCAACUUCCUCCACGGCGACAUCUCUGACCUAAAGGACGCCCUUUUCUUUUUCUUACUUUUGAUCGAUCUAUCAAAAGCCACCACCUUAGCUCAACUUGCACUAAGCUCCUCUAAUCGAGAAGAGGUUAAGCAAAAUAUUGCACGUGGUGUUUCUCUUCUGGGCCCAACGAUUACGCUGGAUACUCUGGUUGAAACUCUAGUCAUUAGUGUUGGAACUUUAUCAGGAGUCAGAAGGCUAGAAGUUCUGUGUUGUUUUGCCUGCCUGUCAGUAGUUGUACACUAUGCCGUAUUCAUGACGUUUUAUCCUGCUGUUUUGUCUUUAAUAUUGGAGUUACUGAGAUGCGGUCCUGGAAGCAGAAUACCUAGUUCUGAGAAAUCAUUGUUAAUGAAAGCCUUACACUUGGAAGAUCAGAAACAAAACCCAGUUGUUCAACGAGUGAAAGUUAUCAUGUCAGCUGGCUUGGUUGUUGUUCAUGCGCAUAGUCGUUGGUCAUUGCAAGAUGUAAACAGUGAGACUGAUGCGGAAAAAAUCAUGGGAAGUAUAAACAACAGUACUGACCCCUUGGAUGCAGUUCUAUCACAAGAGCAUCUCAUGAAAUGGUUGCUCCCUAGCAUUGACAGUAUUCUAAUUCUCAUACUCAUCCUUGCCUUGACAAUCAAAUUCAAUUUUCAGGAUAGUGAUCCCAUGACCACAGAAUCUUCUCUUUCAGCACCACUUAGCACAAUGUCUCUAGAUGCGGCACUCAUAAAUAAAUUCACACCAAGUUUACUGGGAAGUGAAUAUGCCAGUUCCACAGAUUGGAUAGAAGUCACCUCAGACGAGACAGAUCCCAAGUCAGAACUUUCAGACUCAGCUGUUAGGGAGUUUUUAGAACUACAUCUCAGCGAAAAAAGCAGUCAGACGGAUUAUUGUAUGAAAGAUAGCAUUGGAGUUGUUGAACUUGCCAAUAAAAUUGUGCAGACGGGUACAAACGAUUACAGUGAUGUCGCAGAAUGUCCUACACGGUCAAUUGAAGAAUGCAAGGCAAUCUACCGAGGAACGGCAUCUGCCAGUGAAUUGAGCGAUACAGAGGUCUGCAACCUGGUAAAUGAAGGAGUGAUCCCAGCGUACCAAAUCGAAAAAGCUGUCAAGGAUCCUGAACGAGGUGUUGGUAUCAGGAGGCAAAGCCUUGCCCUCUCGACCAAAAGACCAGAUCUAUUUCAAGACUUACCGUACAAAAAUUAUGAUUACAGCAAAGUUCUUGGCGCCUGCUGUGAAAACAUUGUUGGUGUCAUGCCAGUACCUGUGGGCAUAGCUGGUCCUCUUUUACUGGAUGGAGAAAUGGUCUACGUUCCUCUGGCAACGACAGAAGGAUGCUUGGUUGCAAGCACAAACCGUGGUAGUCGGGCUCUAGCCCAGUGUGGAGUUCGUAGCAGAGUCGUUGCAGAUGGUAUGACCAGAGGCCCUGUAGUACGUUUUCCUUCCAUCACGAAAGCAAGUGAAGCUAUGUCAUGGAUGAUGGAUCCAAUAAAUUUCGAAGGGAUGAAAGCCAGUUUCAACUCCAGCAGCCGUUUUGCCCGUCUCACUAAAAUACAUGUCCGAAUCGCUGGAAGAUAUUUGUUUAUCAGAUUUGUUGCAACAACCGGUGAUGCCAUGGGAAUGAACAUGCUAUCAAAGGGCACGGAAUUCUCACUUAAAUUUGUAAAACAACAGUUUCCAGAGAUGGAAAUUCUCAGCCUCAGCGGUAACUUUUGCUCUGACAAAAAACCUGCUGCUGUCAAUUGGAUUGAGGGUCGAGGAAAAUCAGUUGUCUGUGAAGCCAUUGUACCAGGAUCUGUCGUCACUUCGGUUCUGAAAACGUCUGUGCAUGCUCUGGUCGAUGUUAAUGUUAGCAAAAACUUAAUUGGCUCUGCUAUUGCUGGCAGUAUUGGUGGGUUCAAUGCUCAUGCGGCCAAUAUAGUGACAGCUAUAUUCAUCGCCACAGGCCAGGAUCCUGCGCAGAAUGUAUCAAGUAGUAACUGUAUGACUUUGAUGGAACCUUGGGGAGAAGGUGGUCAAGACUUGUAUGUGUCCUGCACAAUGCCAUCCAUUGAAAUUGGAACCAUCGGCGGUGGCACCGUCCUCUCACCACAAGCUGCCUGUUUACAGCUUCUAAAAGUAAAAGGUCCAAACCUAGAAAAUCCUGGUGAAAAUGCCAGUCGUUUAGCUAGAGUUGUUUGUGGCACAGUCCUGGCAGGAGAGCUAUCCCUCAUGUCCGCUCUGGCAUCCGGACAUCUCGUUCAAAGUCAUCUUACGCACAAUAGAUCAUCUGCUUCACUGAAUAGCCCUUCAAGGAAUGAAGCAGUUUGUAAAACUCUGUCAACGCUGAGGAUAGACAACACAGUUAACGAGGCAAGGAUGUCGUGACACUCAGCAUAAAGGGUCACCUUCCUCUCUGAAACUACAAAAUGACUGACAAUCGUGCCCAAAAUAAAUGGAUAGUUUGACCCUUAUUGUGCGUGCAUUUUCUGUCGCCCAUGUAAUGGCUGUAUCAAACUAGCAUUCUGUUACCUAUGUAAAAAUGUAUGACAUGUGCCGGGCAAAACUUUUUAGAUUAUGUUGUCGCAAAAGAAGAAAAUGUGUGUUUUCAGAAAUCUUAUUAAGGUAACAUACAUAGUAUACUUGUUGUGCUACAUAUUAAAAUAUGUACAACUUAUCAUGUUUAUUAAAACAACAUGAUAGCAAUGCUGUUAGCCUUAAAACUGCAUACAAAAAAACUUUUACCAAAACUAGCUUUAUGAAACGGAAGCAUUGAGUAUUACUGCUGAGUUAUCACCAGUAUGUGUACAAUUUGUACGAAUACACAACGUGCCAUUCAAAUUUUUUGGAAUAUGCUGUCAAUAUGACGAAAAAGGCAUGCAUAAAAGGGUCUCUAGAUUUAAGAAAAAAACCAAAAGAGCAAAGAUUUUUCAAGCAGGGAAUAUGCUUGCAGAGGAAAUGUAACAGGAUAAAUUUCUCCUGCAUUCCCUUGUGGUAGUAUUAUGAUCUUAAUUGCUUCAGAUUAUGAUCGUCUGCAAUAUUGAUCUGCAAUAAGUGUUUUUACUUAAUUCUGUAGUAUUAGGGCAUUUCAUCUUUUUUGCAGCUUUUCAUCCGUCUUUGUUAAAAACUCUCAAAAGUGCAAAGGAUCAAAUCUCCCUUCUUUUUGUUUGUAAAAAUGAACCAAAAUAAGUUAAACAAAACAGAAAUAGCCAAACUUGAAAACUUAGACUUUCCUCACUUAUUUCUUCAUCAUUUCUUUUGGAGGACCCGCGACUGUCGUGUUAUUACUGCUAAAGAGGAAGGAUAAUAGACUCCCCAAAACUACGCACAGAUCAAGAAAUAAGUCAGGAAAGUUUUGAGUUUUGAAAUUCAGUGAUUUCAUUUUUUUUACUCAAUUUGGUACUUUCUUUGUUUUCAGCAUUCCUUAACAAUUAUUUAAAAACGUGUUGUUUUUAAAAUCUUAAAUCAGUGGAAGCUCUUUAAAAAUCUAAGUAUCUUGAUGACGUGAUUUCACCCUGUGUUGUGUAAUUUUUUCCACUGAUAAAUGUGUAGUAAUACCUGCUUAGAUUUUUUGAUGUAUCACGUACAUCCUCAACACUUCUGUACCUCUUUUAAUGCAAUGGAUGUGCUGUAGUUUAGAAGCUAAAGCAACUCCACCCCAAACAUGACAACGCAUUCUUCAUGAGUGGUGGACCACUGUAGGACAUAACUAGAAAUGAUAAGGUAGAAACCCUUUACGGUCUAUUUCCAUGUAAGAUUUAAUGAAUAGUUUAAUUUUAAUGAAUUAAUGAAAAAUUGCCGUACAAAUCGCAUUGCUGAGGCAAAGAGGUAAGAACAGCUUGGGCCACAUCGCAUCUAUUUUGACUCACAGUAGUCCAGCACUUACGAAAUAUCUGCGUUGUUUUGUCAUUAGAGUCUUCAUAGUCAUAUGCAUACCGUCUGAUAAUUCAGAUUUAAAUUACCCUCAUCAAUGAAUCUCAUUAAGUAAUAAGCUCCUCAGUGACAAUUGAAAUGAUUAAUUUAUUCAAUCUUAACUGUAAGAAGUUACCUUUUUUUUUCAUCAUCAUCAUUGAAACUUGUCAGAAAAACUGACGACCAACCUAUCUAAUUUCAGGAAUAAAUAGUUUUCUUUAUUGUUAUUGUUCAAGGUACAUUUUAUUUAUUUCAUUUAUUUAUUAUACAUUUUUCAUGAUCUUAAUUUUAUACAAAUUACUUAGAUAGAGUUCAAAAAUGCAAGAAUUAUUUAUGUUUUGACCGACUAUUGAUGGUCUCAAGUAAUUCAUUAUCACCUAGGGCCGCACUUAUCCACUGACACUUUGCUCUUAAAUUAAAUGAUUCUUGCUUUUGAUAGUGUAUUAUUGCAACUUUCCGUAGAAGGUCAGUGGUCCAGUCAGACCACCAAUAAUGUUACGCAUGAAAUAUUCUGAUUUGAUGAAACGGAAAAUAAAAAGAAAUUGAAAUACUAUUAUCAGUGCAUUCAUUUUUGACACAGCUUCAAUUUGCUUCAUUCCUCUCUAUUGUCUCGCUGUGUAAACUCAUUUAAUAAAAUUAAGGUAACUUGGAGUGGAACGACCAAAUUGAGGAAUUAUGAAUUCAACAAUUUAUUGACCUUGUUACCUAUACUAUCGAAAUGGAUUGCAAUCUCUGAAAAAAGCGUCUUUAAGCUUUUGCUUAGGCCUAGAACCAGUAAAACCCUGUAAAAGGAUGCAAGUGUUGCCCCCUCCCCCCCCCCAUUAAACUUUUUCCAAUCCUUGAAAUGCUGGAAUGGUGUGAGGGCAUUACUGCAAUGCCCUCUCUACACUGUAUUUUAAUGUAAAUAUGUACAAGUGCUUACCCUUCAAUUUGGAAUCUAAAAUUUCCUAGAAAUAGGUAUUUUUCAUAUUUUGAUUGGUUCUCUUUACUUUUUAGACUGUCUUACUUUGAUACGUUGUGCUUAAGUAUAGCCUGUGAUCAUCGACUUCACCCAAGGACGUAAAUCAUAAGUGUUACUGUAUAGGUAAUGUUAAAUAUUUUUAAGAAUCGAUUUGACUUUAAAAAAUUACACUUCACGUUUCUAAU